This is a messenger RNA of Homarus americanus (American lobster), 813 nucleotides long. Its product is annotated as extensin-3-like. NCBI's taxonomy places the organism in Eukaryota, Metazoa, Arthropoda, Malacostraca, Decapoda, Nephropidae. The record is from RefSeq and is a predicted model, not a curated record. Bases 1 to 813 code for a protein of 270 amino acids. The transcript is spliced from 3 exons.
AUGAUCACUGUCUCUCAGGCCAGGAUGAUCACUGUCUCUCAGGGCCAGGAUGAUCACUCAGGCCAGAUGAUCACUGUCCCUCAGGGCCAGGAUGAUCACUGUCUCUCAGAGCCACCACAGAGCCACCACAGUGCCGUUACAGAGCCACCACAGAGCCUACAGUGCCGUUACAGAGCCACCACAGUGCCACACAGAGCCACCACAGAGCCACCACAGUGCCGCCACAGUGCCGUCACAAAGCACCACAGAGCCACCACAGAGCCACCACAGUGCCACCACAGUGCCACAGACCACCACAGAGCCACCACAGAGCCGCCACAGACCACCACAGUGCCGUUACAAACCACCACAGUGCCGCCACAGAGCCACCACAGAGCCACCACAGAGCACCCACAGUGCCGUUACAGAGCCACCACAGAGCCACCACAGUGCCGUUACAGAGCCACCACAGUGCCACCACAGAGCCACCACAGAGCCACCACAGUGCCGCCACAGUUACUGCCACAGAGCCACCACAGUGUUCACAAAACCACACCACAGAGCCACCACAGUGCCGCACAGAGCCACCACAGUGCCGUCACAAAGCCACCACAGAGCCACCACAGUGCCACAGUGCCGCCACAGAGCACCAGUGCCGUCACAGAGCCACCACAGUGCCGUCACAAAGCCACCACAGAGCCACCACAGUGCCACCACAGUGCAGAGCCACCACAGAGCCACCACAGUGCCGUCACAGAGCCACCACAGAGCCACCACAGAGCCACCACAGGACCUACAGAGCCACCACAGAGCCAGGUAUGUGUGUGGGCGUAA